Gilbertella persicaria is the source of this 474-nucleotide messenger RNA. RefSeq lists its product as uncharacterized. The record is from RefSeq and is a predicted model, not a curated record. The coding region runs from base 1 to 474 and encodes 157 amino acids. Lineage: Eukaryota; Fungi; Mucoromycota; Mucoromycetes; Mucorales; Choanephoraceae. The transcript is spliced from 3 exons.
AUGGAAAGACAAACCACGCUUAUAACCAACUACUUGAGGCUUCAUAGCAAACACACCUUCAAACAUUUCACUAAAACCAACGAGAGGAAUAUUGAGGAUAUAUCUAUAAAGCUACCGUCAAAUGAUAAAGCUAUAUCAUUGGAACGAGCUUGGGCAAAGAAAACUAGUCCUACAUUCAAGUAUAUUCACCAGAUUGUUGUUGCUAAGAGGAAGGCCAUUCGUUCACUCAGACUGACAAGCAUCAAAGGAAUUGCUGAUAUAUUAAAUACUGCUGCCAAUGAUGAUGAAGAGGAAGAAGCCAAGGUUUCGCUCAAAUUAGUCAUGCUGGUGGACGCAGGAAGUCUCAAGUUGGGCAGUUCGAUUGUUGAAAUAGAGUUUUUAAAGCUGGUCAAUUCUUCAUGCAUCAAUUUUUUGAGUGACAGAUAUAAAGAAUUGCAUCAAGUCAUUCUGCCACAUACUUUCAGACAGAUUUAA